Anoplopoma fimbria (sablefish) is the source of this 1478-nucleotide messenger RNA. RefSeq names its product centromere protein U (gene cenpu). Lineage: Eukaryota; Metazoa; Chordata; Actinopteri; Perciformes; Anoplopomatidae. Gene Ontology annotation, cellular component: nucleus. The transcript has 13 exons. The record is from RefSeq and is a predicted model, not a curated record. Bases 61 to 1266 code for a protein of 401 amino acids.
AAACAGUGUUUACAGUGUUCCCAGUGUUCCCAGCAGACGUGUUGACUGCUUCUGUUCCAGAUGAGUGCCAAAAAGGUCAGAAGAGCCAAAGUGCUCAGGGUGCCACAGCAGGAGGCUCAGAAAGGCUCAUCUAAUGAUCGUACGGAUUCCCCCAACCUGUCCUCUAUAGAGAGAGCUAGUUUCCUCGAGGGACUGCAGCAGAAUUUUGGUAACCCUCUGCACAGUACGGCCAUGGAGGAAGAUUUGAACGUCCCAGAGGAGGAUCGGAUGAACAGAAAAAAAGCUGGGGAAAAAGAAAUUCCUCGGACAGUGAAGACCGCUGUAAAGCAGCGCGGAGCUGCCGUGAAGAGGAAGGAGACGGAAAGGGACGGAGAGAAGGAGGAGGAAGAGGAGAAGAAAAAGAGGAGCAGGACAAGUACUGGAGGGACGAGGCCGGUGAAAACUCUUCAGACGAAGAAAGGCAAGAAGAGAGAGAGUAAAACAGGAAGUGGAGAGUCCAGUGAGGCUGCAUCGCCAAAGGAGAGACCUGACACUGCACAGAAGAAAGUCCUGUCCUCUGAGGGGGAAGAGGUGGAUGAAGAUAGGAGUUGGAACCCAAGUCCAAAGAAGGCCAGGGCUUUAAGUUUGGGCAGAGCCAGAAAGUCUUCGUCUAAUAAGUCUAAGCCUAGAACGUCUUCAUCAGGCAGUGCAUCUGCAGAACCAGAGAAGGCAAGCAAAGAUAAACAGAGGAGGAAGAGACGUGGUGGAGGUGGAGGAACAGAGUCAGAGGUGGUGCUGGAUGCCUUCCUGGAGUUCUGUGACCAGUACAGAGAGUCUGUGGCGUCUAAAGCAAUCGAACAGGCCGUUGAUUCUUUCUCCUCCAAUGUGAAGGUGCAACUGUUGGAAAAGAUCUCUUCUUUCAAGGAGUUCAAGGUUCUAAAAAGAGAAAACGCCAAGGUGGGUUCUUUGAUCCACACAAAAAGACAGAGACUGCUGGAUGCCAAACAUGAGCUGAUGAGGGCAGAGAGGCAGGCCUGGUUGCUGCAAAAGGAGAAAGCUGAGCUUAAAGUCCGGUUGGCCGAUCUGAGACGAGGCCAAGCCUUUCUGCAUGACAUCCGAGUGCUCAACAGACAAUACCUGGACUACCGACACAAACACCGCAAAGAAAAAGAGAUGUACGGGGCGUCCAGCUUGCCUGCUCUGCUACUGGAGACCAAGCAUAUUCAGACAAGAGAAUCAGCUGGAAGACUCCAAAAAAGGCUGAAGAAGAACGAGACUCGGAAAUAAUGCACCAUGCCAUACACACACAAAAUAUACACCAGACUCAAAGACUACAUAGAACAAUACUAAGGACAUUUCAAAGCCUAAUGCAGAAAACAGCUUAACAUUUUGUAAUAUAUGUUGUGGUUCAGAUUUCGUUAUGUAUAUGGCCCAAAUCCUGGCCAAUCUGGAGCAUUGCUAUAUACAAAAAAAAUGUAAUGUAAAUAAAUGCAUGCAAC